CUUCUCCGGCCCUGCUCCCUCUCCCGUUAAAUACCCUGUCCCGCCCCCAUAACUCGCCCAUCUGCCCUCCUCUCUUUACCCGCAAUGGCCCCCGUCACCGUUAAGAAAAUCUGCUGCAUUGGUGCUGGUUAUGUCGGCGGUCCGACUUGCGCGGUCAUCGCCCUCAAGUGUCCCCACAUUCAGGUCACCAUCGUCGACUUGAACCAGGCUCGGAUCGAUGCUUGGAACAGCUCGGAUUUCGCUCUGCCGAUCUAUGAGCCCGGUCUCGUCGACGUCGUCCGUCAGGCGCGCGGUCGCAACCUCUUCUUCUCCACGGAUGUCGACAAGAGCAUCCUCGAGGCCGACCUUAUCUUCGUCAGUGUCAACACGCCCACCAAGAAGAGCGGUGUCGGUGCUGGCUUUGCCGCGGAUCUCAACUAUGUCGAACUUGCUACCCGCCGGAUUGCCGCUGUCGCCAAAACCUCCAAGAUCGUCGUUGAGAAGUCCACUGUUCCCUGCAGGACUGCCGAAUCGAUGCGCACUAUCUUGGAAGCGAACUCUAAAGAACCCGAAGUCAAGUUCCAAAUCUUGUCGAACCCAGAGUUCUUGGCUGAGGGAACGGCUAUCGACGAUCUUUUUGCCCCAGACAGGGUUUUGAUUGGUAGCCUGCAGUCGCAAGACGGAAAGGAUGCUUGCGCCAGCCUGGCAGAGGUCUACGCAAACUGGGUUCCCAAGGAGCGCAUCUUGACUGUCGGUCUCUGGUCAUCCGAGCUUUCUAAGCUCGCUGCCAACGCCAUGCUCGCCCAGCGUAUAUCGUCCAUCAACGCGCUUUCAGCCAUCUGCGAGGCUACUGGCGCGAACAUCGACGAGGUCGCUCACGCCGUCGGCCGUGACAGCCGUGUUGGACCUAAGUUCCUCCGCGCCUCUGUCGGUUUCGGUGGAUCUUGCUUCCAGAAAGAUAUCUUGAACUUGGUCUACCUCAGCGAGAGUCUGCAUCUUCCCGAGGUGGCGGCUUACUGGAGGCAGGUCGUGAUCAUGAACGAGUACCAGAAGAGGCGGUUCAGCAAGACUGUUGUCGAUACGUUGUUCAACACUAUCACUGGCAAGAAAAUUGCUGUCUUGGGCUUCGCGUUCAAGGCCGACACUGGUGACACUCGCGAGUCGCCUGCCAUCACUCUCAUUCGCGAUUUCCUGUCGGAGAAGGCGCGGGUGGUCAUCUACGAUCCUCAAGUGGACGAGGCUCAGAUCUGGCUUGACCUCUCUGAGGCUAUGCCUGAUGUUGCUCUCGAGAAGAUCAAGGCCGUUGUUGAGAUCGCUCCCUCUGCGCUCAAGGCUGCUCAGAACAGCGAGGCUGUCGUCGUCGCCACCGAGUGGAAAGAGUUCACGACUAUCGACUGGCAAGACGUUUACAGCACGAUGAACAAGCCCGCAUUCGUCUUCGACGGCAGGAUGAUCCUCGACGCCGAAAAGCUGAGGCAGAUUGGCUUCAAGGUUACCACCAUUGGCCGGGGCGAGAGGCUCUAAACGGAAUUCUUUCGACGAGCCCCACCGAGGGCCUUCUUUAUUCUCUUGAAACCCUAGAAUUCACGAUACUCCACUCCACCCGCUAUCUGAUCCUCACGCCCAGUCCCACCCGAAUAUGUAUAACGCCCUCUCAUCGAAUACCCUCCGAACGGGACUCAUAUAAUCUUCUACUUUCUUCUCUUCUCUUGCUGACCGUUUCUGUUCUUGUUGAGUGAGUCCAUGGCGUUGCUCAACUUGAAUGGAGAUGGGACGCUAUUGUCCGAACUUUGUGUGGUUUUUUUUUUCUUUCAUGGAUCUUGGGAAUGGAAUGGUUGGGUGACUCGUGUAUGGCUAGAUGUUUGUCAUUGACUAGAAAAAUGUGUUAAUCGUUUUUGCAUCCU
Messenger RNA from Stereum hirsutum FP-91666 SS1, 1883 nucleotides. Its product is annotated as UDP-glucose dehydrogenase. Gene Ontology annotation, biological process: glycosaminoglycan biosynthetic process. The coding region runs from base 85 to 1503 and encodes 472 amino acids. NCBI's taxonomy places the organism in Eukaryota, Fungi, Basidiomycota, Agaricomycetes, Russulales, Stereaceae. The record is from RefSeq and is a predicted model, not a curated record. Gene Ontology annotation, molecular function: UDP-glucose 6-dehydrogenase activity; NAD binding. The transcript has 9 exons. Gene Ontology annotation, cellular component: nucleus; cytosol.